Molecule: messenger RNA, 1365 nt
Organism: Coccomyxa subellipsoidea C-169
Lineage: Eukaryota; Viridiplantae; Chlorophyta; Trebouxiophyceae; Coccomyxaceae
Product: Nucleotidyltransferase
Exons: 6
Coding region: 1-1365 (454 amino acids)
Biological process (GO): RNA 3'-end processing
Cellular component (GO): nucleolus; TRAMP complex
Molecular function (GO): poly(A) RNA polymerase activity; mRNA binding
Source: RefSeq, a predicted model, not a curated record
AUGGGCGGUCAGAAGCGGAGGACAAGGCGAGCGGGAUCAGGCGGCAGGUUCUCCGACGAGCCCUCCAGGCGCGCCGUCACAUUACAGCCAGGGGAUGCAGCCGCGUAUGGGAGCCAGGGGGAGCAGAGGUCCUCGCAUGGCAGCGCCGGAGGAAACACGCACAUCGGCUGGGGCGGCAUGCUGCUCCCGGCGGAUGCGCGUGGCACUCUCCCGGACGGAGGGCGCCGGGCAGGCGAUGUGGACCGGACAGCGCGGCAGGUCCGCGUGGACACCGUCGGCGCUGCCGGCCGCGGAGACAUUCAGAGGCAGGGGUCGGGGCAGGGCAGCAAGCGGCGCGCGCAGUCACUGGAGCGACAGGUCAGCUCUGUGGGCGGCGAUGCGGACAGGAUCCGGAUUGUCAGCCGCGCGAGCCCAGAGGAAGAGGGGGAGCUGGGCAGCAGGCGGGAGGUGUCGGCAGGCGAGGAGGCGCAGGUGGGGUUGGACCGGGCUUGCAGCAAGAGAGCCAAAGUUGGGGCGGCCACGGAUCAGCGAGUCACCCUCUCCUUCCGCAUGCCCAGCGUCAAUCCUGAGUGCACGGCCAGGCUCCAACAGGAGAUCGUGGAUUUUGUGGCAAACGUGGCGCCGACAUGGGAGGAGAGCAAUUUGCGCGAUGCAGCGCUGGGGCGGGUGCAGGGCGCCUGCGCGAUGAUGCACUUGUAUGACGUGUACCCAUUCGGCAGCAAAGCCAGCGGCCUGGAGCUGUGGAACUCGGACAUCGAUGUGGUCGUGCUGGGCAUUGUGGAGCCCAGCAAGGACAAUCUGGGAUACACUACAGAGGAGAAGGUUCCGGUGAACGACGUCCUCGGCAAGAUUGUGCAGCAGCUGAGGAGGUCCAACAGCGUCCGGAAGACGUUCCACAUCAGGCAGUCGCGCGUCCCCAUCAUCAAGUGCACUACCGUGGAGGGUGUGGAUGUGGAUGUGUCUGUGAAUGGCGACCGGGGCAUUUGCGCCGCACAGUUUCUCAUUGAUCAGCAGGCCAGGAGACCGGCACUGCGGCCUCUGAUCCUUCUGAUCAAAGCCGUCCUCAAGGUGCUAGGACUGGGCGACGUUUCCCAAGGUGGUCUUGGCAGCUUCUCUCUCGCCAACAUGGUGAUUGCACACCUGCAGGAAGAGGAAAAGGUGGGCCGUGGACAAGAGAACUUGGGCGUCUCACUGCUGGCAUUCCUGCUGCGGUAUGGGACCUACUUUAACUAUGACCAGCAUGUUGUCGCGAUUGGACGCGGCGGCAUAGUCUCAAGGACGGCAGUCCCCGGCGCUGUGCCGGCUCAGUCGCACUUGGGCACCCGUAUCUCUGUGGAGGACGCAGACACUCUGAGGCGAGAAUGA